This is a messenger RNA of Pseudoliparis swirei, 6263 nucleotides long. RefSeq names its product Ecm29 proteasome adaptor and scaffold (gene ecpas). The record is from RefSeq and is a predicted model, not a curated record. Gene Ontology annotation, biological process: proteasome assembly. Gene Ontology annotation, molecular function: molecular adaptor activity. Gene Ontology annotation, cellular component: cytoplasm; nucleus. Bases 15 to 5609 code for a protein of 1864 amino acids. The transcript has 48 exons. NCBI's taxonomy places the organism in Eukaryota, Metazoa, Chordata, Actinopteri, Perciformes, Liparidae.
GCGAGUCUGCAAACAUGGCUGCCCAGGAUGAACUCAAUCAACUGGAACGUGUGUUCCUUCGCCUGGGUCACGCAGACACCGAUGAGCAGCUCCAGCACAUUAUCUCCAAGUUCCUACCCCCUGUGCUCCUCAAACUCUCCAGCGUCCAGGAGGGCGUGCGGAAGAAAGUGAUGGAGUUGUUGGUCCAUUUGAACAAGAGGAUCAAAAGCAGACCGAAGAUUCAGCUUCCAGUGGAAACUUUGCUGGUGCAGUACCAAGAUCCCGCAGCCGCCUCCUUUGUGACGAACUUCACCAUCAUCUACAUCAAAAUGGGCUACCCUCGUCUGGAGGUGGGAAAACAGUGCGAGCUGGCCCCCACCCUUCUCACUGCCAUGGAGGGCAAGCCUCAGCCACAGCAAGACAGCCUGAUGCACCUGCUGAUUCCCACUCUUUACCAUAUGAAGUAUCCUGCAGACACCUCAAAGAUCGUGUCUCCAUUCAACUUAUCGGAGAGGCCAAAGACUGUGCAGCUGCUGCUGGAGUUCAUGUUGGAUGUUUUACUGAUGCCUUACGGGUUCGUGCUGAAUGAAUCCCCGACUCGCCCUGCUCCAACCUCCCAGGGAAGUCCUGCAGAGGGGACGGUGGCCGCGGGUGGGCAGGGUCUCCCUCAGCCUCCACCAGGGAUGAGUGUCUUUGCUGCCAAGAGGGUAAUUGGAGAGGCCCAAUGGAACGCUGAGCAGCUAGAGCAGUGUAAACUGGGGAUAGUUAAGUUCAUGGAGGCGAAGCAAAUCCCGGAGGUGGAGACCGUAGUGCACCUGGUGGUGGCAUCGAGCGACACCCGACACGGUGUGGCCUCUGCAGCUGAUCUGGAGCUGAAGAGCAAACAGAGCCUCGUCGAUUGGAACAAUCCUCUAAUUAUCAACAAGAUGUACAAGGUGUAUCUAGGGGACGUUCCUCUUAAAUCCAAGGGAGGCAAUGUGAAGCAAGAGUUGAAACACGAGUCAGUGAGCACCAGAGUCAAGAUGAAGAUACUGCCACAUCUUCUGCGCUCCCGCCUCGCCGCAGAGUGCUUUCCAGCUAACAUCCAGGUUGUGUAUGAUGGUCUGUUUGGAGCAAACACCAACAACAAACUUCUGUUUCUCACCUUGCAGUUUGUCCAUCACAUCUGCAUGGUUUGUCCUGACACUAAUAAACCUUUGGGACUAAUGCUGCUUAACGGUCUCACCAAGCUCAUCAAUGAAUACAAAGAGGAUCCCAAGCUACUAUGCCUUGCCUACUCUGCUGUUGGAAAGCUGUCAAGCCGCAUGCCGCAGCUGUUCACAAAGGAUAUUGCACUUGUGCAGCAGUUUUUUGAGUCCAUGUGCAAGGCGGAGUCUGAUGUCCGUCUUGCCAUUCAGGAAGCUUUGUCCAUGAUGGUUGGUGCUUAUGCCAACCUGCAGGGGGCCCUGCUGAACCUAAUGGAGGCCCUGGUGGCUGCAUAUAUUGGAAAGCCAGAGGUGCAGGUUCGCCAGGUGGCCAUGAAGUUUGCCAGUAUAGUGUUUGCUCCUGAUCACGUGCCCUCAAGAUACCUGCUGCUACUGGCAGCCGGAGACCCGAGGGAGGAGGUGUCCGCGGAGGCCCAGAAGGUGCUGAGAGUUUUUCCGAACAAGAACUCUGAGAAGGAGGCGCCAAAGCGAAUGCCCUCCUUUCCGGACAUGGUGGCCUAUGUCCAGGAGAAGGCGGCUCAGAGGAUCAAGACUCCAGCUAAACACGUUGUUGGAACCUACACUAUUCCUUUCAACCCGUCUGAGUUUGGGGAGAUCGUGCUCUACCUGAGGAUGUGCUUAGCCCACAGCGCCGGGGUGACGCCCAUGUCGGCACGUCCGACCGACAUGCAGGACGAUGCGCCGGCCGUCGGUCGGUACAUUCGCACGCUGCUGACCUCUGAGCCUCAGUCAAAGGGCUCGGAGGCGAACCCUGUGCACGUCUACAUGGACCUGCUGCAGCAGCUGCUGUCUGCUAUCGGGGGAAUACCAGUCAUGUACUGUCUCCUGGAGGUGGUGUCUGUCAGCCCAGAGAUACUGGCUCCCAAAUUUAUUGAUAAAAUUGACUGGAUUAAAAGUCUGAUGAACACAAACAAGGAGGACUUGAGGGAGCUCGCAGCCCAGCUGUAUGCUGUGGUGGUCUCCUCCAUGACUGGCAACGAGCUGCAAGCGGCUGUGCAGAACCUGCUCAAAAUCACCAAGGACAAACACAGUCCUGAGACUCAGCACGGUGCUAUCAUUGCUCUCGGCUACAUGGUGGGGAGGUACAUGAGCAAGAAAAAAUCUGCCGCCUCUGAGGACUCUACGCACGGCAUGGAGCAGCAAAUGAGUAUCACCUCCCAAGGAGAUGAUGAACUUGUUGCCAUGGCCACCAAGUCAAUUGGUUCCUUCCUGGACAGCAGCAGUUCGCUGCUGGCUGUGGCAGCGUGCACAGCUCUGGGAGAAAUUGGCCGAAACGGCCCCCUCCUGAUCCCUGCCGAUGGGGAGGGCUUCACCAAACUGUCGGCCACAGAAAACCUGCUUGCUCGCAUCCCCUCUGGCAAGGAGAGCAUAAAGAUGAAGGAGCGAUCGAUCCAGACCUUGGGUUACCUACCUGUGGGAGACGGAGACUUCCCUCACCAGAAGAAGCUGUUGCAGGGUCUCAUGGACUCUGUGGAGGCCAAACAGGUGGACCUGCAGUUUACAGUCGGAGAGGCGAUAAGCUGUGUCGCCAUAGGCACCAGCUCCGGAGCUGCCAGAGACCCGUGGACCUGCACCGAGGACCAGUACAGACCGCCACAGAAUGUGAAAAAUAACGACGUGGUUCCCUGGGUCCUCAAGACCAUCCUGGCCAGGUAUAUACCCAGCCAGAACCCCCAUGUCCGACAGGCGGCCUGCAUAUGGCUGCUGUCUCUGGUCAAAAAACUCGGCCAACACAAGGAAAUCACGUCCCAUCUGAAGGAGAUUCAGGUGGCGUUCAUCUCUGUUCUCUCGGACCCCGACGAGAUGAGUCAGGAUGUGGCGUCUAAAGGCCUGGGCCUCGUCUAUGAGAUGGGAGGAGAGGUUGACCAGCAAGAGCUGGUGUCCACCCUGGUGGAAACGCUCAUGACUGGCAAAAGAGUGAAACAUGCUGUUUCAGAAGACACUGAGGUGUUCCAAGGAGAAGGGUUGGGGAAAACUCCGGAUGGUCACGGCCUGACUACGUACAAGGAGCUCUGCUCGCUGGCCAGCGACCUGAACCAGCCGGAUCUGGUCUACAAGUUCAUGAACCUGGCCAAUCAUCAUGCCAUGUGGAACUCCCGCAAGGGGGCAGCGUUUGGUUUCCACAUGAUCGCGUCCAAGGCCGGGGAGCAGCUGGCCCCGUUCCUGCCCCAGAUUGUGCCCCGACUGUACCGCUACCAGUUUGACCCCAACCUGAGCAUUCGCCAGGCUAUGACCAGCAUCUGGGACGCCUUGGUCACUGAUAAGACCACGGUAGAUAAGUAUCUGAAGGAGAUCUUGGAGGAUGUCAUUUCCAACUUGACCAAUAACACCUGGAGAGUUCGCGAGUCCAGCUGUCUCGCCCUGAAUGACCUGAUUCGUGGCCGCCAAACUGACGACCUCAUCGAUCACCUGGCAGAAAUGUGGGAGACACUGUUCAGAGUCCUUGACGACAUCAAGGAGUCUGUGAGGAAAGCAGCAGACCUGACGCUGAAGACACUGAGCAAGGUUUGCACCUGCAUGUGCGAAUCCACAGGUUCGGCGGCCCAGAGAACUGUGGCGGUGCUGUUGCCCACGCUGCUGGAAAAGGGCAUCGUCAGCAAUGUCUCGGAGGUCCGCUCCCUCAGUAUCCAGACCCUGGUCAAGGUCAGUAAGACGGCGGGUGCCCGACUAAAGCCUCACGCCUCUCGGUUGAUCCCGGCCCUGCUCGAGGCCCUUAGCACCCUGGAGCCUCAGGUCCUCAACUACCUCAGUCUCAGAGCCAUAGAGCAGGAGAAGGUAAGCUCAGCUAAUUUUAUUUAUUUUAUUUUAUUUGUUGUCUUUCUACGAAUUGUGUUCUUUCUUCUUCUCCAGAGUGCCAUGGAUGCCGCCAGGCUGAGUGCCGCCAAGUCCUCUCCGAUGAUGGAGACCGUUAACAUGUGUCUGCAGCACCUCGACGUUUCCGUGCUGGGCGAUCUGAUUCCCAGGCUCUGUGAACUGCUCAAGAGCGGAGUCGGCUUGGGCACCAAGGGAGGCUGUGCCAGUGUAAUUGUCUCGCUCACAGUGCAGUGCCCCCAGGACCUCACCCCCUACUCGGGUAAACUGAUGAGUGCCUUGCUGAAUGGCAUUCUAGACAGAAGCACUGUCGUGCAGAAAGCCUUUGCCUUUGCUUUGGGACACCUGGUCAGGACGGCGAAAGACAGCAGCGUAGAGAAGCUUCUCCUGAAGCUCAACGGCUGGUACUUGGAGAAGGAAGAGCUGGUGUACAAGUCGUCAAGCGUGUUGACCGUGCACGCCAUCAGCCACUACAGCCCUGACGUGCUGAAGGGCCACGCAGUGGUCGCUCUGCCGCUGGCCUUCCUGGGAAUGCACCAGGCGCCCGGGCCCGACGAGGAGAAAGGCGAGGGCCACGACGCGGCGCUGUGGGCCGAGGUGUGGCAGGACAACGUCCCAGGGAGCUUUGGGGGCAUCAGGCUCUACAUGACGGAGCUGAUCGCCAUCACGCAGAAGGCACUGCAGUCCCAGUCCUGGAAGAUGAAGGCUCAGGGUGCAGCUGCCAUGGCAACUGUUGCCAAGGAACAGACGGGCUCGUUGGUGGCGCCGCACCUCGGUAUGGUGCUAACGGCUUUAAUGCAGGGGCUGUCCGGACGCACGUGGGCUGGCAAGGAGGAGCUACUGAAAGCCAUUGGAUCAGUCGUCUCCAAAUGCAGCACGGAGCUGAAGAAGCCCUGCGCGGGCCAGCCCACCAUCGCCGAGGUGCUGGAGGUCGUGUUGAAGGAAUGCCGUAAGGAGAGUCUGGUGUACAAGCUGGACGCUCUGCGCUGUGCCGGGGACGUGCUCCACAGCAGCCAGGAGGACCGUUUCAGCGACAUGGUCGAGAUCCUGUUCCCCCUCAUCAAAAAGCACUGCCCAGAGAGCGGCGGCGCCUCAAAGAGGUCGCUGGAGGACGACGACCGAGACGUGAAGGAGCUGCAGACGGAGGCCCUGCUCUGCGCUUUCGAGACUCUUGGGAAGGCCUGGCCCCGAAACCCGCAGACUCAGGCUCAUUUCCAGGUGGCCGUCUGCAGCCUAAUGUGCGAGAAGCUGAAGCUGAGCACCUGGAGGGUCCAGCUCGCUGUGCUGCAGUCCAUGAAGGCGUACUUCAAGGGGUUGCUGCUGCUCGAGAAGGGCGGCGAGGACUUGGCCGCGUUGUCGCCGAUCAUCGCGGAGGCCUGCGCCGCUCUCACUCACCCCUUAGAAAACAAAAGUUUCUCCUCCGUGAGGACAGAGGCCUUGUCGGUGGUGGAGCUGAUCGUAAAGAGAACCGGAGAGAGCGAGCAGUGGGACUGCGUGUCCGCGCAGAGCCGCGAGCAGCUGCAGCGCUCGCUGGCAACGCUGCAGGCCGACAGCAGACCUGACCUGAAGGACAAGGCCCAGGAGCUGCGCAGGCACAUCCAGAGCCAACCCUGAGCGUGCACACACACACACACACACACACACACACACACACACAGAGCUCACCAUGCCAGCCAAAUACUCUCCGUUAUAAACGAAAGGAUACAACCAAAUAGAGCAUCAACUCUUUUUUUGUUUUUUAUUUCAUUAUCAGUCAAACAAAAAGCAUCGCAAAUUCUGUCCAGUGUCUUUUGAUGCAGUUAUCUUCUUAUAAAACCGAUCUGCACUAAACCUCACAGGUCAUUGCAUUGCUUCUCCAUAUAACCCUGUGAGCUGCUCCGCUCACGCUGACACACACACACUGAUUUCACGUCCGUGGCGUGUCGAUUUUUAUUUGGUUUGUUUAAAUGGACUAACAUAAUGAAAAUAAAUGCUAUAUAAACUGAUGUGUUGGGUUUGUGGACACUGUAUAUCUAAAGCCCCAAAUCGGGGACUUUUACUACUGUUGAGGGUUUGUCACUUAUUAAAUAUCAGAACAGCCGGUUGUCGGGUUCGGCCACAGAGGAAGAGCGGCGUCCCCGAGGUCUCGCUGUCCAGCUCCUGUGAGCAAGACAACAGGCCCGUCUCGUGAGGGCCAAGAAAAGAAAAAACUGUUCUGUUGAAAGUGAUGCUAUAGUUGUUUGAAUUUGUCUCCGAUUAAAAAAAAUAAAAAUACCAUUACAAUUUUCA